CCAAAAUAUUUUUUCUAAAGGAACUCUUCUCGGAUCCCUUGUUGAUUUUCAAUCUGCUCGGAUCGGCCCCGCAAUCCUCACCUUCUGAAUAAUCAAUAUGGGAGGAGGGUUCAGAGUGCUGCAUCUGGUUAGACCAUUCCUUUCAUUUCUGCCUGAGGUUCAGACCGCUGAUAGGAAAAUUGCUUUUAGAGAGAAGGUCACCUACACUGUCGUCUCCCUUUUCAUCUUUUUGGUUUGCAGUCAGCUUCCACUUUACGGAAUACACUCUACAACGGGUGCCGAUCCCUUCUAUUGGAUGCGUGUUAUCCUUGCAUCAAACCGUGGAACUGUUAUGGAACUUGGCAUUACCCCCAUUGUGACAUCUGGAUUGGUGAUGCAACUCCUGGCUGGUUCAAAAAUCAUUGAGGUGGACAACAGUGUCCGGAGCACUCCUGUAAUGCUGAUGAAGCAAAAUGGGGCUCAAAAGCUGUUGGGCAUCCUGAUUGCUGUUGGUGAGGCAGUGGCAUAUGUACUGUCUGGCAUGUAUGGCAGUGUUGGUCAGCUUGGUGUGGGGAAUGCCAUUCUUAUUAUAAUUCAACUUUGCUUUGCUGGAAUCAUCAUAAUCUGCCUAGAUGAACUUCUCCAGAAGGGAUACGGUUUGGGCUCUGGGAUCUCCCUUUUCAUUGCCACCAAUAUCUGUGAAAACAUAAUCUGGAAAGCAUUCAGCCCUACAACUAUCAACAGUGGUCGGGGGGCUGAAUUUGAAGGUGCUGUCAUUGCUAUGUUCCAUCUACUGAUAACUAGAACAGACAAAGUUCGAGCACUUCGUGAGGCUUUUUAUCGGCAGAACCUUCCAAAUGUUACAAAUUUGUUAGCGACAGUAUUGAUCUUCCUUAUUGUCAUCUACUUCCAAGGUUUUCGUGUUGUUUUGCCCGUAAGAUCAAAGAAUGCUCGUGGACAACAAGGGUCAUAUCCCAUUAAGCUAUUCUACACCUCAAAAAUGCCUAUCAUCCUGCAGUCUGCUCUUGUUUCAAAUCUUUAUUUCAUCUCCCAGUUGCUGUACAGGAAGUACAGUGGUAACUUCUUUGUGAACCUGUUGGGUAAGUGGAAGGAAUCUGAAUAUUCAGGCGGUCAGUUCAUUCCUGUUGGUGGUCUAGCAUACUAUGUUACUGCACCUGCAAGCUUGGCAGACAUGGCAGCAAACCCCUUCCAUGCUUUAUUUUAUCUUGUGUUCAUGGUUUCAGCAUGUGCCUUGUUUUCAAAAACUUGGAUUGAAGUUUCUGGUUCUUCUGCCAGAGAUGUGGCUAAGCAGCUCAAGGAACAACAAAUGGUGAUGCCUGGACAUAGAGAUUCAAAUCUGCAGAAGGAGCUGAACCGAUACAUACCGACUGCAGCUGCAUUUGGCGGAAUGUGCAUUGGCGCAUUAACUGUCCUAGCCGACUUCAUGGGAGCAAUCGGUUCGGGUACUGGAAUAUUGCUUGCCGUGACAAUCAUAUAUCAAUAUUUUGAAACCUUUGAGAAGGAGAGAGCCAGUGAACUGGGCUUCUUUGGACUAUGAAGCUUUUUUAGUCAUGGAAAUGUUGAUGCUCGAGUUUUAAUUCAAAAAAUACAAUUAGGUUUCAGGUUUUGGUAACAUCCCGUGGAGAUAGAAAAUUGCGGUAAAAUAUUGUUUUUU
Hibiscus syriacus is the source of this 1654-nucleotide messenger RNA. RefSeq names its product protein transport protein Sec61 subunit alpha-like. The transcript is spliced from 8 exons. Gene Ontology annotation, cellular component: membrane; Sec61 translocon complex. The coding region runs from base 98 to 1537 and encodes 479 amino acids. The record is from RefSeq and is a predicted model, not a curated record. Gene Ontology annotation, molecular function: signal sequence receptor activity; ribosome binding; transmembrane protein transporter activity. NCBI's taxonomy places the organism in Eukaryota, Viridiplantae, Streptophyta, Magnoliopsida, Malvales, Malvaceae. Gene Ontology annotation, biological process: post-translational protein targeting to membrane, translocation; SRP-dependent cotranslational protein targeting to membrane, translocation.